AUGAAAUCGGGUAUCAUAUCUAUACCCACUGCAUCUACGUCUGAUGGCACAACAUAUUAUUACAUAUCUGUAAAACUUCCGCUUAGAACUUACACUGUACGGAGAAGAUACUCAGAGUUCCAAGAUUUGUUGUAUCAUUUGUGUGACGAGCUAGGAAUUAGUCAAGCGGACUUUCCCUACCAACUCCCACGGAAAACUUUGUUUUUUAAGAAUAAUACUUCUACUAUAGAGACUAGAAGAGUUCAAUUAGAAGAAUUUUUAAACUUAAUAGUCACUGAUUCGACCAUGCAAAAUUGUUCAGAAACGCUCGAGUUUUUACAACUGCCAGCCCAUUUCAAAUUCAGUGCUGGCAUCUUCAGAUAUGCUGGGCAAGGUGAUUUGGAUCUAAAUGUGGAUGAAAGUCUGAUAAACAAAGAUAACUGGUUAGAACUUUUGAGAAUGUUAAGAUCCAAAGUUGAAAGUUUGACAACUGAGUGUGCUAAUAAGCCAACAGUUAACAAUAAAAUAAUGGUGCAUGAAACAAUUCGCAAAUUAUUAAGACCUGUGUAUCAAAAGCUACUGAAUUCAUUAAAUUCAUUAAAAUCUGGUAUAUCACGGGGUGAAUUAUCAAGGAGGGAAGUUCUUCUCAGAGAGGUUGAAAAUGACUUGAACUCUUUGGAUUCCAUUAUUUCUUCUGGUAAGAAGAAUUCAGAAAGUGAAAGCAAGGAAAAAUUUGGAAGAAGGAUCCUUGGUGCAGCUCCUCGUGAAACUAAUGACACACUUCCUUUAAAUAAUAAGGAAUUGCUUCAAAAUCAGAUUCAGAUACAAAAAAAUCAAGACAAUGAAUUGCUUGAAUUGAGAAAAAUAAUUGCCAGGCAAAGAGAAAUCGGGGAAAUUAUUCAUGACGAAGUAGAGCAGCAAAAUGAUAUGCUAGAGGCCCUUCAUGAUCACGUAGAUGCAUCGGCUGAUAAAUUGAGCGAAGCAAGAAGGAAGGCAAAAAAAAUCUUAUAG
Messenger RNA from Priceomyces carsonii, 990 nucleotides. RefSeq lists its product as uncharacterized. The record is from RefSeq and is a predicted model, not a curated record. The transcript has a single exon. Gene Ontology annotation, molecular function: phosphatidylinositol binding. Lineage: Eukaryota; Fungi; Ascomycota; Pichiomycetes; Serinales; Debaryomycetaceae. Gene Ontology annotation, cellular component: intracellular membrane-bounded organelle. The coding region runs from base 1 to 990 and encodes 329 amino acids.